Molecule: messenger RNA, 645 nt
Organism: Schistocerca piceifrons (Central American locust)
Lineage: Eukaryota; Metazoa; Arthropoda; Insecta; Orthoptera; Acrididae
Product: phosrestin-2-like
Exons: 3
Coding region: 1-645 (214 amino acids)
Biological process (GO): signal transduction; G protein-coupled receptor internalization
Cellular component (GO): cytoplasm
Molecular function (GO): G protein-coupled receptor binding
Source: RefSeq, a predicted model, not a curated record
AUGUCGACGAUCGAGCUUGUCACACAAGAUUCAGCAUCAUCCAGGAACUCCUCCAAGAGGAGCAUAGAGUCAGUCUGGGAACCCUAUUCACGAUCUUCAAAAUUGAGGAAGCAACUUUCCGUGCAGGUUUUCGCGGUGCAGCACGUGGACGUGUGCAUGUUCACUAACGGCAAGUUCAAGAACGUGGUGGCGAUGCAGAACAGCGGCACGGAGUGCCCGCUGGCUCCGGGCGGCAAGCUGCUGCGCACGUACGCGCUGCGCCCCGCCAAGAGCGCCACCAAAAACUGGAUCGCGCUGGAGGACUCGUUCAACCGGCCGGGCGCCUCGCUCGCCUCCACCGUCGUCGCCGCCCCCUCUGUGCCCGACGACCGCAACGUCUUCGCCAUCUACGUCUCGUACUACGUCAAGGUGAAACUUCUGCUGGGCGCCAUGGGCGGAGAGCUGGCGCUGAAGCUGCCGUUUAUGCUGGUGCAUCCGUCGAGCGAGUCGCGGGCCGCAGCCGCGGGCGCUGUGGCAGCCGCAGCCGCGGCAGCUGGCUCCAGCGGGGAGGUGGAGGAGGAGCAGCCGGCGGGGGCGGAGGGGGGCGCCAGCAGCAGCAAGCGCGACGAGGACCUGAUCGAGCAUUGCGGCGCCGACCCGCCCUGA